UGUAUUUACAUGGAACCAUUAAAGAGAAGAAUAUCAAAACACCCUGUGCAGCAUGAAUGAAACCAAAUUGGAUUUUUUAGUUWACAAAAUGCUGAAAAGACCCAGUGAGCCAAACAUUUUUAAAMUGGAAAUGCUGCACUUAAGUUGAUUGGAAGGGUCAUGCUCUCRUUGCAUUUUGUGAAUGUUUGCUUUAAGAACUUAUGGAAAUAUGCAAACUAUUGUGUCUUUAGUGCAAAAACAAUCAGUUAUUCCCUCGUGGUGUGUAUGUACUUGUUUUAGUCUUUAGAGUUUCUAGCCAUUUUAUAUUAGUCAUUAUAUUAUCAUGGGGGACCAUGAAUUGUACAUGUUCAGCGAUGUGUAAAUUAUGUUGCGUUUACARAAUCACGGAGUAAUCAGCAUGUUAUAAGUGUAGCUGCUCUUAACCUUCAAGUAUUAAGUUGUUAUUAUUCCUAAUGUUUCAGUAAAUUCUUUGUACCCUAAAAUAUUGAUUUUUCUUUUGAAAGAUGUUGGAAGCCCGAGUAAUCCUUGUCAUYACUAUUGUCAUGGGAUUCCUGUGCUCCAGCUAAUUGAACUCGUUGUUUACUAGUCAGAUUUCUUGGGAAUCAAAGAUCGUAUUUUGUUGUUGUUUUUUUAUAAUGUCAGAUCAGCAAAAGCGUUAUGUCCCGCCACAUCGAAGGCCUGAAAAUUCCUCAUUCCAUCAUGAACAUCAACCAACACUAUUAACAAAUACGCCUUGUGGCGGACCACAAAUUCCAGGAAACCAACGAAUACAAAAACCUUAUUAUCAGCGUCACGCAGGCAGUAAACCUACCUUCCAACACCGUUUCGGGAAUGAAGAGUUUAURGUAACAUUCAAGACAUCCAAAUGUUACGAAGAAGCAGACUURCCGGCUGCUUUACUGGAACACGUCAAAUCAGAGAGCUCAGAASUACAUAGCUAUAAAUUCAAAGUUGUCUUUCAGCACACCAAGCUAAGAACACUGAUGAGAUGGUUUCGAAAUGCAUGUAGAACCGAUUCUCAUGCUGUCCUUGAGUUCCCACCCUCUAUGACCAAAGACCACAGAAAAGAAAUUCAUCAAAUGGCUGAUGAUUUUUGCUUGGGGACUUCAAGUCAAGGCUUUGGAGACGCGAGGUUUAUUACUGUGUAUACAAMAGAAACAGCAGCUCCUGGAGAUGUUGGCAAAAUAUCAUUGACUAUGGAGGAAAAACAAAAAAGCAAAGAAGUUUGGUUCCUUGUUUGUAAGAUGGGAGGAGAGUAUAGCAAGUUCAGUCAUAAUGAGAUUGUUGAAAUGRUCUCUGCUAACAAACUAGAUUCAUCGCUGCAAGAUCUACUGGACCAAAAUAAAGAUUUAUUAGAAAGUGAAUUUGAGUUCAAAUGUAAAGUUAGUGAGAAAACGUAUAGUUAGUGUGAUGAAUAUGAGGGCAUUUUUUUACCAUAUAUCGUAUUGUUGAUAUCAUAUUGUUAACAGUAUAAUAGUUAUUAAAAAUAAAAUAAAGAAAUGUAAUGAAUUAUGAAUAAAGGUAAGCAGUAUAUAGUUAAGUAUGAUGCAUUGUAGACAUAUAGAAAUUCUGAUGUAAAUAUGAAUGUAAUAUUGCACAUGUAUAUUAUUGCUGAAAUGAUGAUCUACUUGUGUAGAAUAUUUUAAAGGACUUACUUUUAGUAAGUAACCUACUAAAAGCGCAAACUAAUCAGUGCUUAUUUCUUUGACAUUAUUUGUUGCAAUAGGUUUUAAUUUUGUUAUAAAUUAUAAUAAUUUUGUGUAAAUUUAAGUUAUUAGUCUUUAGAUUAAAUAUUAUUAAUAUUUGUCAAAGUAAGUAUAAUUAUAAUAUUGUAAUUUCAUUAGGAACCAUACAUCUCAAGUUGUGGUUCUUGGCAAAGUAGAGCAGUGGCUCAAGGACAGAGCCUUGAGGCAUUCCAAAUUAAUGCUAGAUGCUUGCCUGUUGAAAGUGACUUUUUAACAACCACCACUGACUGAGAACAUUCAGGUAGAUAAACUAUAACAUGUUCUAGAUGUAGUGUACGAUCAAGUGUUGAAGAAAGCUGAUUAUAAGUCCAACAAGUCUAAGAUCACCUCUUGCCUUGAGCCAGUUGAAAUGACGAUAUCAUUAAACCAUACAGAGCAAAGGUGUUGCAGUAGUAUUGUCCGUAGGCAAAUUGUCACCUUGCUAUGCAAUAAGCCUUUCUAAAUCAGGUGAUACAUAAAGUAGUUUGUGCUUAAAAAUAAUGUUUCAUGGCUUGCACUCUAUGUACUCUAUUAGACGUGAAGAAURUCAUUAAAAGUGUCAUUGUUUCCAUGUAUCAAAUCCA
This is a messenger RNA of Exaiptasia diaphana, 2308 nucleotides long. RefSeq lists its product as uncharacterized. The transcript has 3 exons. Gene Ontology annotation, molecular function: nucleic acid binding. The record is from RefSeq and is a predicted model, not a curated record. Lineage: Eukaryota; Metazoa; Cnidaria; Anthozoa; Actiniaria; Aiptasiidae. The coding region runs from base 636 to 1406 and encodes 256 amino acids.